Sinocyclocheilus anshuiensis is the source of this 2627-nucleotide messenger RNA. Its product is annotated as SH3 domain-containing RING finger protein 3-like. NCBI's taxonomy places the organism in Eukaryota, Metazoa, Chordata, Actinopteri, Cypriniformes, Cyprinidae. The transcript has 10 exons. Bases 127 to 2334 code for a protein of 735 amino acids. The record is from RefSeq and is a predicted model, not a curated record. Gene Ontology annotation, molecular function: protein binding; metal ion binding.
AGAGCAGACGCGCUCCGUCGCGCUCAUGUCUCAAGCCGUUCUCCGUACAUUACUAUGACCAUAUGCGUGCCAAGUUGACUCGCGUCGCCUGCGCGUCGACGACAGCGUUGCGUACCAGAGGACAACAUGGACGAGUCGUCUUUGCUGGAUCUGCUGGAGUGUUCUGUGUGUCUGGAGCGGCUGGACACCAGCGCCAAAGUGCUGCCCUGUCAGCACACCUUCUGCCGCCGCUGCCUGGAGAACAUUGUGAGCUCCAGACACGAGCUGCGCUGCCCGGAGUGCCGCGUCUUGGUGGACUGCGUAGUCGACGAUCUGCCUGCUAACAUCCUCCUGGUGCGUCUUCUGGACGGGAUUAAACAGCGUCCGCGGAACGGAGGAGGGAGAGCGGCGCUGGCGGGAUGCGCGGCCGGCGGAUCGGCUUCGCCUGCGGGGACAGCGGUGCGGGAUUUGCCCGUCGCCACGCGGAGCUCCCCGGUCAAGAACGUUCCUCAGCUGCCGUGUGGAAAAGCCCUUUACAGCUACGAGGGCAAAGAAGCGGGCGACCUGAAGUUCAGCAAAGGUGAUAUCAUCAUCCUGCGGCGGAAGGUGGACGAGAACUGGUUCCACGGCGAGCUAAACGGCAGCCACGGAUUCCUUCCGGCGAGCUACAUCCAGUGCAUCCGACCGCUGUCCCAGACGCCGCCGCAGGGGAAAGCACUCUACGACUUCGAGGUCAAAGACAAAGACCAGGACAAAGACUGCCUGACCUUCACUAAGGACGAGAUUCUCACCGUCAUACGAAGAGUGGACGAUAACUGGGCAGAAGGCAUGCUGGGAGAUAAGAUCGGGUUUUUUCCUAUCUUAUACGUGGAGCUGAAUGAAACGGCGAAGCAGCUGAUGGAGAUGGACAAACCGUCGGCGAGCGCAGAAGCCGUCAGCUGUAACGGGAACGGCGCGCACACACACGCGGAGGGGAAGAAGAACGCCAAGAAGCGGCACUCGUUCACGGCGCUCAGCAUGACGCAGCGCUCGGCGCAGGUGAUGGAAAACAACCGGCACUCGAUGGAGAUCAGCGCACCUAUGCUCAUCAGCUCCUCGGACCCCCGCGCCGCCGCUCGCAUCGCAGACUGCCCACACCUGUCUUCCAGUGCACCUGCCACACAGGACUCUUCAAUCACAGAAAACGCAGGAGCUUCAGUUCCGCCGCGCGUCACGUCAACAACCGGAGAGCUGCUCGCCGCCGCUAAAGUCCAGCUGCCUCUCAACAUAUAUCUGGCCAUGUACGCUUACAAACCGCAGAAGGCGGAUGAGCUGGAGCUGCGGAAGGGCGAGAUGUACCGCGUGAUGGAGAAGUGUCAGGACGGCUGGUUCAAAGGCACGUCGCUGCGCUCCGGAGCGUCUGGAGUUUUCCCAGGAAACUACGUCACGCCCAUCUCCAGGGCUCCGUUCGCCGUCGGUCAGACGCGCUCGUGUCUCUCUGGAGCGGCUCAGCCUCAGGCUCCUGGAUCCCCGGGCUCCGCCGGUCCCUCCAGUCCGGUCCUGCUGGCAUCUACGUCUGCGUCCCGCUCCAGCACGCCGCUCAGCAGCCCGUCGUCUCCGCAGCUGCAUCUGAAGAACUGCCUGCGCAUGUGCAGCCAGCAGACGGUCAACCAGGCGCGCUCCGCCAUGCAGCUGGUCCACAGUCCUCCGGCAAGCAGCAGCAGUCCGUCUCGUUCCCCGGCACGGCCCCUGUCUCAUGCCGCCUCCACUCGGCCCCUGAGGCCCCUGACCUCCGCCACCAUCACGCCUCCCAGCGCCAGCGCGGCGCAUCUGAACGGAGUGGAGCCGCAGCUAUCCUCACCUGCACACACACACGCAGACGCAGGUCUGAACAAACUUGAGGACAAGAAGCUGGAGAAGAAAGAGAAGAGGAGCAGCGGUCUCCUCAAGCUUCUCUCCGGAGCCGCAGCCAAAAAGAAGUCUCGCUCUCCUCCGUCCGUGUCUCCGACCCACGAGCCAUCUGCUCACGGCCGAGCCGGAUCCUGCCCCAUCGAGAGCGAGAUGCAGGGUGCGAUGGGAAUGGAGCCGCUGCACAGAAAGACCGGAUCUCUGGAACUCAACUUCUCCGUGUCUCCGCCGGCGCGGCAGCCCUGCUCCUCUUCGCCGCUCGCUGCUCGGCCCGAGCCCAAGCCUCUGUCCCGAGAGAGGUACCGCGUGGUUGUGCCGUACCCGCCGCAGAGCGAAGCAGAGAUCGAGCUGAAGGAGGGAGACGUCGUGUUUGUGCACAAGAAACGAGAAGACGGCUGGUUCAAAGGGACUCUUCAGCGCACCGGCCGAACAGGCCUGUUCCCCAGCAGCUUCAUGGAGAGCUUCUAGAAGAUCCAAACCAGCAUCUCUACUGCCAUCAUCCUCUCAGAUCACAAGACAGAUCCGGCUCAUCUCCAUCAGAUCCUGACAGAAGCUCGGUAUCAGAUCUGAAUGAUGACGACACAACGAGGAUGUUAUAGCUUACGUAGCUUGCGACAAGAUGUGAAUGUAGGGAGUGAUGAAUCUCGCAGAGCCUGAAAACCAAGAGUGGCAUAUUUCACACCAAAACCAAGAGAGAGAAAAAUAAUUAAAUAAGUAAAAAUAGCAAACUUAAUUCUAUUUUGCAUAAAGCAAUUAAAGCC